Messenger RNA from Camelina sativa (false flax), 471 nucleotides. RefSeq lists its product as uncharacterized. NCBI's taxonomy places the organism in Eukaryota, Viridiplantae, Streptophyta, Magnoliopsida, Brassicales, Brassicaceae. The record is from RefSeq and is a predicted model, not a curated record.
GAAUUGGAAUCGAAAGAAGAAGAGAGAAGAAAGUGAAGAAAUGGCGUUGAGCUCGUUGACAUGGGGUUACGCACGGAUCAUAGCUGGUACACUUGUCGGCGGGGCUCUAGGAUUCUACGUAAUGCAUCGCAUCGAAGUUAGCUACAAGAUGAAGAUGGAGGAAGCGUUGAAGCAAUACGAGAAGGAAAAGCUGAAGAGACAAGAAGAAGAGAAUCUUAGUCUGAUCAAUGAAGAUUCCGUUUAGUCUUUUUUACUUAUUUAUUUGAGUUGCGUGGGAGCAUGCCUUCAAAGCGUUCGACGAAAUGCCCAACAUAUGUUUUAUGCUGUUUUCUCUUUUUUACUCUUUUUCGGUUUGGUUUGGUCAGCUGGCAUUAUAAAAAAAUGUUUCAAUUGACUUUGGUUUGAAAACUAAAUACCAUGAUAUGUAUUUUUAAGAAACAACUAAAUAAAUUCUUAGUACAUCAAAGUAGU